UCGAGCCUCGGCCUCUCUAUAUAUACCCGCCAACCCGGGCGCCCCGGCCGCUGCCGCCAGAAAUCCCAGUUCCCCCAUAUCUAUCGACACUCAACCCUCGAUCCUCCAGGCCAGCCAGGAAGGGAGAAGGGGGAAAUGGCGGCGGCGAUGGGCGCGGUGCGGGUGCUGUGCGGCGCGGAGAAGGAGCGGGUGGUGGGAACGCACAAGGCGCCCGGGGCGUGCCCACGCUGCGGCAGCGCCGUGGUGGCCGUGGACGUGGAGAGCGAGCGGCGGAUCCUGGGCCUGCCGCUGUGCCUCAAGAGCAAGCGCAAGUACUCCUGCACCAGGUGCUUCCGCCGCCUCGUCACCCUCUACAGCUAGCUGAGCUGAGGAACAAGCUAAGCUAGCAGCGGCUGAUCCAUUCAUUGGUGGUCGAUGAAGAUCAAGCUCCGAUGGCUCGGCUCAAUCGAUCGACCUUAGCUCAUGUGACCGGGAGAAGUUAGUAGCUAGUAAUUAGCUUCAGCUUCAGCUUCAGCUUCUUGAUUAAGGCUAACCAUCUUUCAAGCCGUGAUGGAUGAUGUGUAUUGUGUUCUUCUAGCUGCUUGGAAUAACUAAUUAGAAUGUCUCCCGCCGGCACAACCGGCAGUCACCAGAGGGCUAGAGGUGGCUGCAGGCAACGAGCGAGUGUGGAACAGCACGAGAUGCUGUCGUCGCCAUCUCUGCUUGGAAUGUAAAUUACAGUACCUAAGUACAGCUUUCGAAAGUUUCUCACAACAAGGUUGCCGUAGUAGUGAGGUGCUCGCUCAGCUUGGAAUGCAUGCAUGAGAUGAUCCAGGCUUUGUGCAAUUGUGGGAUGAAUGAUGAAAAUGCAAUAUGCUGAAUUCGGAAUA
Molecule: messenger RNA, 869 nt
Organism: Sorghum bicolor (sorghum)
Lineage: Eukaryota; Viridiplantae; Streptophyta; Magnoliopsida; Poales; Poaceae
Exons: 2
Coding region: 136-360 (74 amino acids)
Source: RefSeq, a predicted model, not a curated record